CGGAGCGAUGACGUCCUCUCGGAGCGCCAGGCCGCCCGGGGAAAGGGAAAGGAGAAGGCGCGCCGAAGCGCGAGCAGCCGGUACACCCCAUGGCCCUGCGGGCUCUGACCCGCGCCCUGGGCUCUCUGAGCCUGGCGCCCUCCGCUCCUUCCGCCCCCGUCCCGAAUGUGCUCCCUGCAGCCCAGGUGAUGAGUAAUGCCUUCCUCCAACUGCCAUCUGCCUCGAUGUUGCUCCCUUGCCGUCCAGUGCUUACUUCUGCAAGGCUUAGUGCCAAGUUUGUGUCCUGGAAGAGUCGUACUACUUACACCACUAAACCAGUGAAGAUGAGGAAGUCUGGAGGUCGAGACCACACAGGCCGCAUCCGAGUACAUGGUAUUGGUGGAGGCCACAAGCAGUGUUAUCGCAUGAUUGACUUUCUGCGUUUCCGGCCACAGAAGGAGACCAAGCCAGAACCCUUUGAGGAGAAGGUUAUUGUAGUCCGCUAUGAUCCCUGUAGGUCAGCAGACAUAGCUCUGGUUGCUGGGGGUAGCCGGAAACGCUGGAUCAUUGCCACAGAAAACAUGAAGGUGGGGGAUACAAUCCUGAAUUCAAACCACAUAGGCCGAAUGGCAGUUGCUGCUCAGGAAGGCGAUGCACAUCCUCUGGGGGCUCUGCCCGUGGGUACUCUCAUCAACAAUGUGGAAAGUGAGCCAGGCCGAGGGGCGCAGUAUAUCCGAGCUGCAGGGACUUGUGGUGUGCUGCUCCGGAAGGUGAAUGGGACAGCCAUUAUCCAGCUGCCCUCCAAGAGGCAGAUGCAGGUGCUCGAUACGUGCAUAGCAACGGUAGGCCGCGUAUCCAACGUGGAUCAUGACAAGCGCGUGAUUGGCAAAGCGGGUCGGAACCGCUGGCUGGGCAAGCGGCCUAACAGCGGGCUGUGGCACCGGAAGGGCGGCUGGGCGGGCCGAAAGAUUCGGCCGCUGCCCCCCAUGAAGAGUUACGUGAAACUGCCCUCUGCUGCAGCCCAGGGCUAGUGCCCGCGGACUCUUAAUAAAGUGCGCCCAUCCGCGC
Perognathus longimembris pacificus (Pacific pocket mouse) is the source of this 1047-nucleotide messenger RNA. RefSeq names its product mitochondrial ribosomal protein L2 (gene Mrpl2). Lineage: Eukaryota; Metazoa; Chordata; Mammalia; Rodentia; Heteromyidae. Gene Ontology annotation, molecular function: RNA binding; structural constituent of ribosome. The coding region runs from base 90 to 1010 and encodes 306 amino acids. Gene Ontology annotation, cellular component: ribosome. The transcript has 7 exons. The record is from RefSeq and is a predicted model, not a curated record. Gene Ontology annotation, biological process: cytoplasmic translation.